Messenger RNA from Adineta ricciae, 1983 nucleotides. NCBI's taxonomy places the organism in Eukaryota, Metazoa, Rotifera, Eurotatoria, Adinetida, Adinetidae. The record is from the annotation of a GenBank genome assembly.
AUGCACCUAGAACUAUUAGCCAAUGAAUUACUUCUCGAUCUAUUCACUUAUAUUCAUUCUGUGGAUCUUCUUCGAGCAUUUUUCAAUUUGAAUAUUCGUUUCAAUCAUUUGAUUUUCUAUCAUUUUCAAUCUCAUUCACUCGAUCUGCGAUCCAUUUCAAAAGCAGAUUUCGAUGAUCUUACUCAUCGAUAUCUUCCAUCAAUUAUCGAUCGACUGACUUCGCUCGAUCUGUCAGAUGAUGAUGAAACACCUCAUCUCCCUCUUCUACUUCUUCGCCUUCGUAACCAUCCGCAUUCGUCGAUCAUUUUGACUCUUAACCAAUUCGUUCAUCUACGAUCGCUUUCACUUUCGAACAUCUCUUCGUUCGAUCUCCAGUAUGACAUCGUCUGGCAAUGCCACUCUCUCGCUUGUCUCACUCAUUUAACCAUUCUCAGCAAAUAUCAUUAUUGGACAAACAACAACAAUGAAACGCAUGACAUGAGAGACAAAAUAAACCAUUUCUGGGCUCACAUUUGGAAUUUGUCCAAACUUCGACACUGUCAUCUGGAUGGUGUUCAGAUAAAUGACGAUACUCUCUCGCUUCUUCCAUCAUCUUCAUCAAUGGAACAUCUUUCUCUGAACAAUAUUUCUCACAAUUUACAUUGUCUUUCUCAUCUUCUCUAUUGUACACCUCAUCUUCACCGUCUCCGCACCACAAUCUAUUCAUAUUCAUCCAAUGAUCAUAUGACAUCGACGAGUUCAUCACUGACAAGAAUGACACUGAUCUAUGGUGGAUCAUUGCAAUCGUUAGUGGCACUAUUCGAACAUCUUCCCAAUCUUAAUCAUCUCACAAUCACAACCUUACGGCUGCAUCUCGACGGAAAUAAUUGGCAAGAUUUGAUCGCAACAAAUCUCGGUCAACUGAACAGAUUCGAGAUGAAGAUGAAAAUGGAUUACCGUGAAGAUCAUGAAGAUAUUGAUGAUAUUGUUGCAAAACUUUUGGCAACUUAUGAAAGUGCAUAUUGGUGCACUGACCAUAGUUGGUACGUUCGAUGUCAUUGGAAUCAAUCAGAUCCGUACAAAUGUGUAACAUUAUAUACACUGCCUUACGCCUUUCAUGAUUUUGAUUUUACAGAUAAGUUAUCAACAAGAUCGACGCUUCCUUCUCUCUACCGACACCAGCGUGAAGAUGAGCAGUAUUUAUUAUAUGACAGAGUGAAAAUAGUGGAUUGUGCAAACAUUGAAACAAUAGCAUUGGCUAGUUUUUAUUUAUUUCCUGUACGCUUUCGUCAUAUCACUUUUCUGAACAUUUGUCUUCCAUUCGUCGACGAUCAUUUCUUAUUCCAUUUUGCAUCGUUCGACCAUUUGAAAUCAUUGAAUGUUUGUAUUUACAAAUUAUCCGCUUAUGAUCAAUUGCAAACUAUAUUCGAUCGAUGUCGUGCACAAACUUGUCUCCGCUCAUUUCGAUGCGAAUCGUUGAUGACUAAUUGUUUCUCGACAAGAUUAUUUCAAAUCAAAGUGAAACAGUUGAUUCGACGAAUUGACUUACUGAAUAGUCGAGUCGAUCGACGAUACUAUCAUUCGAAAGAAGAAUGCUCGACGAUCGUCGACUCGUCGUCAACGUCCAUGAUGGCGGGAUGUGAAGUUCUUUUGAUCGCAGUGAAAAGUCGAAUCAGUAUCGUGGAUAUCAUUGCAAAAGUUCCUAUUCUACGUUUGUUGAUUGUUGAAUGUGAAGAGGACAAAGAUGAUGUCAGUCGUUUGUCAUCAUCGUCAUCACUUUGUUGGAAAGAUGACCUAAUUGGAUGGCUGAGAGAACAUCUUCCAUCGCGAUAUUUGAUUCGACGAGACCCGCGGUUUAUGUCACGUGUACAAAUCUGGAUCGACGGAAAAGUGAAGUUGAAACGAUUAAGUGCAUCAGAUCGAUCGAAAUCUUCGUCGAUCGAUGUGAACAAGUGGUCUCAGUUCGUGAGAUCAUCAUUUCGACACUUGUUUUUGGACGGAUGA